AUGUCUCCUCCUGCUGCCAUGUUUGAGUCUGCUACUGUUGCCCCUACCGGCAUCAAAGGCAAGGUCAUCGUCCCUGAGUCUGUGACCACCACCCUGACCGGCCAGGGCCAGUCCAAGCUUUUGGAGCAGUUCGGUGGCAAAUGGGAUGAGUUCAAGUUCGCCCCCAUCCGCGAGAGCCAGGUCUCUCGCGCCAUGACCCGUCGGUACUUCCAGGACCUGGACACCUACGCCGAGAGCGAUGUUGUCAUCGUCGGCGCCGGCUCCUGUGGUCUGAGCACUGCCUAUGUGCUGGCCAAGGCCCGCCCGGACCUGAAGAUUGCCAUCCUGGAGGCCUCCGUGUCACCCGGAGGUGGUGCUUGGCUCGGUGGCCAGCUCUUCAGCGCAAUGGUCCUCCGCCGCCCUGCGGACGCCUUCCUGACUGAGCUCGGCGUUCCCUUCGAGGAGGAGCCCUCGAACCCGAACUUCGUCGUGGUCAAGCACGCCGCACAGUUCACUUCGACUCUCUUGUCGAAGGUCCUCGCCUUCCCCAACGUGAAGCUCUUCAACGCAACCUGUGUCGAGGACCUCAUCACCCGCCCGGACGGCGACAGCGUCCGUCUCGCCGGUGUUGUCGUCAACUGGACUCUCGUCACCCUCCACCACGACGAUCACUCCUGCAUGGACCCCAACACUAUCAAUGCCCCCAUCAUUGUCAGCACCACUGGCCAUGACGGGCCAUUCGGUGCCUUCUGCGCCAAGCGUCUUGUCUCUAUGAGCGCCAUUGAGAAGCUUGGUGGUAUGCGCGGUCUUGACAUGAACGCUGCCGAGGAUGCCAUUGUUAAGAACACUCGUGAGGUUGCCAAGGGUCUCAUCAUCGGUGGUAUGGAGCUGUCUGAGAUUGACGGCUUCAACCGUAUGGGCCCUACCUUUGGCGCUAUGGUUAUGAGUGGUGUCAAGGCGGCUGAGGAGACUUUGCGUGUCUAUGAGACCCGCAAGCGCGAGUGUGCUGAGUAA
This is a messenger RNA of Penicillium soppii, 993 nucleotides long. It is a transcript of the gene thiA, whose product is annotated as thiamine thiazole synthase. NCBI's taxonomy places the organism in Eukaryota, Fungi, Ascomycota, Eurotiomycetes, Eurotiales, Aspergillaceae. The transcript is spliced from 2 exons. The record is from RefSeq and is a predicted model, not a curated record. Gene Ontology annotation, biological process: thiamine biosynthetic process. Bases 1 to 993 code for a protein of 330 amino acids.